GCUUUGAUCUGUGCUAAUUGUCGAACAACCACUACACCUUUAUGGCGAAGGGAUGAACAAGGCAAUACGAUCUGUAACGCAUGUGGGCUCUAUUAUAAAUUACACCAUGUUCAUCGUCCUGUCAGUAUGAAGCGUAGUGUGAUCAAAAGAAGGAAGCGU
Molecule: messenger RNA, 159 nt
Organism: Gilbertella persicaria
Lineage: Eukaryota; Fungi; Mucoromycota; Mucoromycetes; Mucorales; Choanephoraceae
Exons: 1
Biological process (GO): positive regulation of transcription by RNA polymerase II; negative regulation of transcription by RNA polymerase II
Molecular function (GO): DNA-binding transcription factor activity, RNA polymerase II-specific; RNA polymerase II cis-regulatory region sequence-specific DNA binding; zinc ion binding
Source: RefSeq, a predicted model, not a curated record